AUGUCAUCAUUCCCUACGGGUUAUAAACGUUGGGUGUUGAAUUACGACCUUCGCAACUGUUCUGGAAAUCUGUGUCCACCAAACACUCUUUGUAUGCGACCGGAAUAUUCUUAUUAUCCGACACAUUGUGUUCAUAUAAAUAACGUGGACGACGUUGAUCAACACCUGUCAAAUGGACCUAUUUAUUUGUGCAAUGAUGGUAUUGCUCAGUAUAUCACUCAGGGGAUGCUUGUGACUAUUUUAAUUAUUGUUCUCUGCCUUCAGUUCUUUUGGCGCUCAUCAAGUAAAAAAGUUUCUGACAACAAAAAGAUCAAAAAGAAUCCUUCAAUAUGCGACUCUAUAACAGCUAAUCUGGAAUUACUGACUCCUCCUCGGUUGGAUUUAACUCAUAUUCGAUCGAACUAUUCAACUCUCCUACGUGAAAGGAAUGACCAACCAACUAAUAAUUCUCAAUUCUCUACCAUCAAGUCAACUAAGUUUUAUAAAAGAACUGAACAACAAGCAAAUAGUAGCACAGAUUUAUUCAGUUCGGAAUACUCUGUGCCUUUUGCGCCUUAUCAAAAUGUUUGA
Meloidogyne enterolobii is the source of this 570-nucleotide messenger RNA. NCBI's taxonomy places the organism in Eukaryota, Metazoa, Nematoda, Chromadorea, Rhabditida, Meloidogynidae. The record is from the annotation of a GenBank genome assembly.